Molecule: messenger RNA, 3343 nt
Organism: Pelmatolapia mariae (spotted tilapia)
Lineage: Eukaryota; Metazoa; Chordata; Actinopteri; Cichliformes; Cichlidae
Product: acyl-CoA-binding protein homolog
Exons: 17
Coding region: 187-2025 (612 amino acids)
Biological process (GO): fatty acid metabolic process
Cellular component (GO): peroxisome
Molecular function (GO): fatty-acyl-CoA binding; carnitine O-octanoyltransferase activity
Source: RefSeq, a predicted model, not a curated record
GUUAAAGUAAGCUAACGAGCUGCUCCUCAACUGUUUGCGUUCGCACUCGACAUUAACGCCGACAGGAGCGACACGAGCGACUGCACCUUAUCAGCUCAGUGUUACCCGGUUAUUAAGUGUUUAUUGUAAACAGUUUGGUCGUUUGCACUAACAGGUCUCUGCCCGAGUACGGAGAGGGGGAAAGAAAUGGCAAAUCAGCUGUCUCAGUCUCUGCCGGAGCAGACCUUUCAGUACCAAAACAGUCUGCCACCCCUGCCUGUCCCCUCACUGCAGAGCAGCCUUUCUAAAUACCUGGAUGCAGUUCGUCCGUUCGCCUCUGAGAGAGACUUUAAAGCUACGGAGGAGACUGUGAGGAAAUUCCAAGCGGGUGUUGGCCAGGAGCUGCACAAGAAACUCCUCCAGAGAGCCAAGACAAAGAAGAACUGGCUGGAAGAAUGGUGGUUGGACACGGCGUAUCUGGAGGUGCGCAUCCCCUCUCAGCUCAAUGUGAACUUUGGUGGCCCAGCACCCUACCUGGAGCACUGCUGGCCACCUGCAGAGGGAACUUACCUGCAGAGGGCCAGUAUUAUCACAUGGCACACACUGCAGUACUGGAACCUGCUUCGCACAGAGAGGCUGGCUCCUCAGAAAGCAGGGAAAACGCCGUUGGACAUGGACCAGUUCAGAAUGCUCUUCUGCACCUGUAAAGUACCCGGAGUGAAGAAAGACACCAUCCGAAACUACUUCAAGACAGAGCGUGAGGGUCUGUGCCCCUCCCAUGUGGUAGUGAUGUGCCAGGGGAGGAUAUUCACAUUUGAUGCACUUUGUGAUGGAGAAAUCCUCACUCCUCCAGAAAUUCUCAGGCAGCUGAGCUAUGUGAAGGAGCGCUGUGACUCAGAGCCUAAGGGAGACGGCGUGGCCGCGCUCACCUCAGAGGAGAGGACUCGCUGGGCGAAGGCCAGAGAGCAUCUAAUAAGCAUCGAUCCACACAAUAACACCAUCCUAGAGACCAUCCAGAGCAGCUUGUUUGUCAUUUCUCUGGAUGAAGUGAAACCCUACUCUACCCCAGAGAACUACUCAAAUAUGACCGCAGAAGCUCUCACCGGCAACCCCACCAUCCGCUGGGGUGACAAAUCGUACAACUCAAUCGUGUUUUCAGACGGCACGUUCGGAUCCAAUUGUGAUCAUGCGCCGUAUGAUGCUAUGGUCCUGGUGUCUAUGUGCUGGUAUUUGGACCAGCAGCUCAAAGCUACAGAGGGCAAAUGGAAGGGCUCAGAUGCAGUCAGACCGGUGUCCUUCCCCGAGGAACUGGUGUUCACUAUGGAUGAAAAAGUCAUUGGCGAUAUCAGUCAUUCCAAAAAGCAAUACAUCAAGUCGGCACAGGACCUCCAGGUUGUGUGUUACGCUUUUACAGCAUUUGGUAAAUCCGCCAUCAAACAGAAGAAGCUCCAUCCAGACACUUUUGUUCAGCUGGCGAUGCAGCUGGCCUACUACAGACUGCACAAGAAGCCAGGAAGUUGUUAUGAGACGGCAAUGACGCGCAAGUUUUAUCAUGGCAGGACUGAGACGAUGCGCCCCUGCACCCAGGAGGCUGUGAACUGGUGUAAAACCAUGACGGACCCCACAUGCAAUGAUGGCGUCAGGAGGAAGGCCAUGCUGCAAGCCUUCAGUAGACACAAUGACCUGAUGGCUGAAGCACAGGAAGGACAAGGUUUUGACAGGCAUCUUCUGGGGCUGUAUCUUAUUGCCAAGGAGGAGGGACUUCCAACCCCAGAAUUAUUUAUGGAUCCCCUUUACGCAAAGAGUGGCGGUGGGGGUAACUUUGUGCUGUCGUCCAGUCUGGUGGGCUACACUACAGUUCUGGGGGCUGUGGCUCCCAUGGUGCACCAUGGCUACGGCUUCUUUUACCGCAUCAGGGAUGACAGGAUCGUGAUCUCCAUGUCAGCGUGGAAAUCCUGCCAUGAGACGGAUGCUCCAUCACUGUUCAAUAGCUUCAGUAGCUGCCUGCAUGAGAUGCUCCACUUAGCCACCACUUCUCAGCUAUAAACCUACUUAAGCAGGGAAACAGGAUAAUUUAAUGUCCAUGUUGUACCACAGAGAGCCUGUUUUAAAUAUCAAUGCACUUGUAGUUGUUCUACUCAAUGGUGACAGCUAGAUCAGCACGAAUCAAUGCAAAGGUGCAGAAUCUGUACCUCUUUUUUUUUUUUAAUGUAAACGUAAAUUACUCAAGAUUUUAUGUAGUCAUUAACAUUGUGUAAACUGUUCUUUUGGGUGUACUCCCCCCCUUCUGUUUCAACGCUCGUUUUUAUUUUGAUUGUGUAGUUUGAAAUCCUGACAGUAUUAUUCCACAUUUUAAGAUAAUAUGUUAACCGCUAAGUGGCUAACGACUCCUGUUCGCCUUAGUUUUCACUGUGAAAAAGCUCUUUUCCAGUAAUUGUAGAAAAGAGCUGUUAGGCUUGAACUGAAGCUGAGUAAAGUUAAACACUACUGAAUCGUGAAUCGUAACACUGUGUAUGGAAGCUUGUUUCUAAAGCUUUUGCAGAGUUAAUUCAACAUUUCUACUUCAGGUUCAAAGAACCUGAAAUUUUAACUAAUGGAUGGCAGAAACAAGCUUCUACUGACUAUUGUGGACAAAUAGUUGAUCGUCUUGUCAAAACAGUGCCUACAGAUAAAGGAAAUGCACUUGAAUACCACAAGAGGACGUGAAUGUACCCCAUCACAUGAAGUGCACACACUGGGCUAAUUUAAACUCAUUAAAAGAGAGAAGUAGGCACGACUCGUGUAAGUUUGUCUUCCAGUUUCUCCAGGUACCAAUUCCUUCUACACACUAUGCAACUUUGUUUUUAUUUUCAUGUCCAAAUUAGGGCUGCCACGAUUGGUCAACUAGUCACGAUUACUAGUCGAUGCAUCGUUUGAAGCUUUGUAAGAUCCCAAAAGACGCAGGAAUAAGUAGUAGGAUUUAAGUGUAAUAACGGACUGAAACAGAAGAUGGCAGCACUGCAUGUACAAGGAUGCCAGCUGCCGUUAAACCCAGAAGAAGAAGAAACUGUCCCAGAAUUCAUAGCGCGGCCCUGCUCAGUUUCCAACAAUGGCGGCAGCUAGUUAGUUUUAAAUAUCUUAUUAUUCUUUCUGGGUCACAAAAUAAACGUUUAACAUAUUUUCAGGCGAGAAUGUAGCUGUGUAAACUUCAAAUAUCUGCUCAGUUUAUCAAGACACCACAUAUUUUCAAAAGCGCUCCGACGUUUUCGGAGACGUCUGUUACCCACCAGCUCGAUAGCUAGCCGGGGUUCAAGGCUCACUAGAGCCGCUGAGAACACCAGACUCCCGGCAAAUUGUUUUCAAACCCACCGCCGUCUUUCACUAC